AUGACAAGGAUCCAAGGGUUUGGAAUCGAGAAGAGUAUCAGCGGGGAGAAUGAAUCAUUCUCUGUUUUUGUGAGUAAUCUGCCGCAUGACAUAUCCAAGAGAGAAUUAUUCCAAUUGUUCAUCUGGACGGGACGCAUCAAUGAUAUAUAUUUAUCACGGAAACAAAAAAGUAAAAAUAUGUACAUGAUUGCUGUCGUGCGAUACACAACGAAAGGAGGGGCACUGAAGGCUAUUGCGGAAAUGAAUCAUCAGAGACUGAGAGGGAAGAUAGUGUUUGUGGAAGAGACUAAAUACAGAAGAAUGUCAGGAGCAGCAACAUUAAGUAAUAGACGUGCGGAGGGGGACAAGCGACAAAUUGUUACAUGGCAACCACGUAGGAAAGAUGCCCAGAAUGAUCCUGAAGCACCUGAAAAUGAGGUACGGAAGCAGGAAAUCGAUAAAGACCCGCAUGGAAAUGGCUGGACAAAGAAAGUGAAAGUAGUAGUGGCAACAGAGAAUUUGGAAUGA
Messenger RNA from Arachis ipaensis, 507 nucleotides. Lineage: Eukaryota; Viridiplantae; Streptophyta; Magnoliopsida; Fabales; Fabaceae. The record is from RefSeq and is a predicted model, not a curated record.